AUGCAGGUUACUGCAAUCCUCUCUAUUAUCGCAUGCCUUUUCGUGAGUUCUAUUCAAGCCACAAAAGAUCCCAAUGUAGCACCGGGUCGUUCAACUGCUAUUCAUUUGUUUGAAUGGAAAUGGACCGAUAUAGCAGCUGAAUGCGAACGCUUUCUUGGACCUUAUGGAUACGCCGGCGUUCAAGUUUCACCACCUAAUGAACAUGCACUUAUCGAUGGUCGUCCAUGGUGGCAACGUUAUCAACCUGUCAGUUAUAAACUUCAAUCACGAAGUGGUACUGAAGCUGAAUUUAUUGAUAUGGUUGAUCGAUGUAAUAAAGCUGGUGUUCGUAUCUAUGUUGAUGCUGUUAUUAAUCAUAUGGCUGCUGGUGGAAACCGUGGAUCUGCUGGCUCUUCGUACAAUACUGGAUCAAAAGACUUUCCAGCUGUUCCAUUUAGUGCCUGGGAUUUCGGUGACAGUCUAUGUAAAAGCGGCAGUGGAAAUAUUGAAAAUUAUAAUGAUCCUGAACAGGUGAGAAACUGUAAAUUAGUUGGCUUACCCGAUUUAAUCGUUGGAAAAGAUUAUGUAGCUGAUAAAAUCGCUGAAUUUAUGAAUCGUUUAAUUGAUAUUGGUGUUGCUGGUUUCCGUAUUGAUGCUGCUAAACAUAUGUGGCCCGCGGAUUUAAAUAAAGUCAUUAACAAAUUGAAAAAUUUACGAUCAGACAUAUAUGGUGGUAACAAACGACCAUUCAUUUAUUUUGAAGUUAUCGAUCUUGGUGGUGAACCUAUUAAGAAUACUGACUAUACGCCAAUGGCUCGUGUAUCUGAAUUUCGUUAUGGUAAAUUUUUAAGUGAAGUUGUACGAAAGAAAAACGGGCAAAAACUCAGAUAUUUGAAUAACUUCGGAACUGGCUGGGGAAUGAUUAACGACGGUGACGCUCAAAUCAUGGUUGAUAAUCAUGAUAAUCAACGUGGACAUGGCGCUGGUGGUGAUAUUUUGACCUUCUUCGAUGGUCGUCUAUAUAAAAUCGGCACAGCAUUUAUGUUGGCUUGGCCUUAUGGAUAUCCUGUAAUCAUGUCAAGUUAUAACUUCAAUCGUGCCGAUGAUGGCCAAGGCCCACCGUCUGAUGGCAGUGGUAAUACAAACAGUGUUAUCAUCAAUGCCGAUUCGUCUUGCGGUGGUGGAUGGAUCUGUGAACAUCGUUGGCGACAAAUUUAUAAUAUGGCUCGUUUCCGUAAUGCUGCUGGUUUCGAAUCAGUUCAAAACUGGUGGGACAACGGUAACAAUCAAAUCGCUUUCUCACGUGGUAGUAAAGCUUUUAUUGUUAUCAAUAAUGAUGAUGUCGAUCUUAAUCAAUCACUCAGAACUGGUUUACCAGCUGGUCAAUAUUGUGAUGUUAUUUCAGGCAAUCUUGAUAAUGGUAGAUGCACAGGCAAAAUUGUAACAGUUCAAGGUGAUGGACAAGUACAAGUAGCAAUUUCGAAGAAUGAUCAAGAUCCAAUGAUCGCUAUUCAUGUUAAUGCUAAACUUUAA
Rotaria socialis is the source of this 1512-nucleotide messenger RNA. NCBI's taxonomy places the organism in Eukaryota, Metazoa, Rotifera, Eurotatoria, Philodinida, Philodinidae. The record is from the annotation of a GenBank genome assembly.